Messenger RNA from Hemicordylus capensis (graceful crag lizard), 877 nucleotides. It is a transcript of the gene TNNC2, whose product is annotated as troponin C2, fast skeletal type. The transcript is spliced from 6 exons. Gene Ontology annotation, molecular function: calcium ion binding. NCBI's taxonomy places the organism in Eukaryota, Metazoa, Chordata, Lepidosauria, Squamata, Cordylidae. Gene Ontology annotation, cellular component: myosin II complex. The record is from RefSeq and is a predicted model, not a curated record. The coding region runs from base 154 to 639 and encodes 161 amino acids.
GCUGCCUCUGCCUGGGCGGGAACCAGCUGAGCAGGCAGAGUACAAGUAGUGGGGCCAGGGCUGGAGGAGCAGCUCUUGCCGUCUGCUGGGAGCGGAGUGGGCCGUGGUGGUGGUUCUCUCUCUGUGGGUUGCUGUGGGGUCUUUCCUGCCAACAUGGCGACGGACCAGCAGGCGGAAGCCCGGUCCUACCUCAGCGAGGAAAUGAUUGCGGAGUUCAAAGCCGCCUUUGACAUGUUUGAUGCUGAUGGAGGUGGGGACAUCAGCACCAAGGAGUUGGGCACCGUCAUGAGGAUGCUGGGCCAGACGCCCACCAAGGAGGAGCUGGACGCCAUCAUCGAGGAGGUCGACGAGGAUGGCAGCGGAACCAUCGACUUCGAAGAGUUCUUGGUCAUGAUGGUGCGCCAGAUGAAAGAGGAUGCCAAGGGCAAGAGCGAAGAGGAGCUGGCCGAGUGCUUCCGCAUCUUCGACAGGAACGCGGAUGGCUACCUGGACGCCGAGGAGCUGGUUGAGAUCUUCCGGGCAUCUGGCGAGAGCGUCACUGAAGAGGAGAUCGAGGAGCUCAUGAAGGACGGCGACAAAAACAAUGACGGCCGGAUUGACUUUGACGAGUUCCUGAAGAUGAUGGAGGGCGUGCAGUAAGCAGCCAGUGGACAUUCCUGCCAGGCGGCCGGGCCAUGCCCCCCGCCCGCUCGUGCCUCUGCUCCCGCCACCGGGCCUUGCACCGCCCAAGCGCUUCCUGGCUGCCGCUCGCUCUGCACAGCUCAGAGACUCUUGUUCCAGCUCAACUCCGUGGACCCUCCUUCCUCCUCCUCCUGCCCCCCACCGGCCUGUGAAACCCUGUUUAGCGCUGGCACUUCAAUAAAGAGCAAGGACUGGA